This is a messenger RNA of Liolophura sinensis, 2483 nucleotides long. Its product is annotated as leucine-rich repeat-containing protein 4B-like. The transcript is spliced from 3 exons. Bases 42 to 1043 code for a protein of 333 amino acids. The record is from RefSeq and is a predicted model, not a curated record. Gene Ontology annotation, cellular component: plasma membrane. Lineage: Eukaryota; Metazoa; Mollusca; Polyplacophora; Chitonida; Chitonidae.
AUAGCGCUGAACUCCGGGCAUUUGAGUCUGCGGCGUUCGCGAUGCUGGAAAAUCUGGUCGAACUUCGAUUAGCGAAUAACGAUCACGUGACGGAAAUCGACACCAGCGCCUGGGGAAGCACGCCAAUGACGAAACUCAAAGUUCUAAAACUAGAUUCCAAUGCUCUUUUGCGAUCUGUACCAGAAGCUCUCGUUGAUGGUUUGCCCCAGCUGGAAGAAGUUUCCCUGCAGAACUUAAGUCUGAAAUGCGACUGCAAUUUAAGGUGGAUACGAGAAUGGGCAGAACUCCGGGAUUACGUGACAUUUCAUCUGACCAACAGCGAAUGCGUGAAUGCUCUUUCUCCCGGUCUAACACCAGUAACGGAUGUCAAGACCGAGGAAAUGGUGUGCGAGGCUCCUUACGUGGUGACGUCAUCAGUCAACAGUGGCCAUCUUCCGGACUUCGCUCAACUCAAGGUAACCAUAAGUAAUGUGGGUCUUCCUGUGGUCACGUGGGAGCUCCCUAACGGAGAUAUAUUUGGACUAGGGACACACCGUCCCUCUACCAACGACACAACCCUUGUAAUCAUAAACACCACAGUGGUUUCUACAGUCCUUGUCUGCACCCUGAACAUAUCCAACAUCACGACGAACUUUUACGGCCAGUACGUCAUGACAGCCACAAACAUGGCGGGCAAUGUGACGCAGAGUCUCGUUCUGGAGGAGGUAUCACGUGACGUGAACCUGGCAGAUCUUCCCCGCGUUCAGCUAACAGUGUCGCUGGUAUCGGUUGUUGCCGUCGUCUUCUUACUGGGAAUGAUUUGCUUCAUUAACCUCCAUCAUACCAACGAACAACGGUUUCAAAGACUUUCCGCAGAGAAAUCGAACGAUAAUAACUCUACUGAGGAUGCGCAACAGGGAACUGGCUCGAUGUCUGAUGUGGAAGCUGUGAUAGAAAACCUUGACUCUCGGACAUUUUUACAAAAAGAAAAAGCAGUAGCGACAAUUGCAGGGGAACAUAACAAUCCUGGCUUUGAGCAAGACGACGAAUUUACCCGACUGUAAUUACUCGGUACCGGUAUGGAUACCGUUACUGACAAACACUGUGACGUAAAGAUAUAGGCCUACGCACGCUAUUGGUGGAAGACAAGUGGCCUUGAAAUAACUGCAGAAUGCGCAAACUGUCAUCGUGGACUUAUUGACACAAAGGUCAAAUGAACAGUGAGUGCGGGGGAAUCCAAAAAUUCUCUGUCCUUGACCCUGGUUGAACUCGUACCUCCAGAGUCCGUCCGCAAUGAAGAAAGGAAACUGCGACGGAACGAUGGUAUAUGCACUUGCUGAACAAGAUGUACACAGCGCGAUGAACGCUUAUGUUUACACACUGAAGACAUCUACACUGAAUAUAUAGGACCAAUAUGACGAUUUACGAUUACGCACUCGUGUGCGUAUUUGUGUCCGGACCAGAACUAUAACAGCUUUCCGCGUAGAGUUUUAAUUUUUUUUCGACAGAUGACGAUGUGUCGCAACUCACCUUUUCACCUUCUGCAUUUCUCAUGGUUACCAGAUUGCCAUUUUCCUGUGUAAAUAGAUAUAUAAAUAUAAACAUAAAAAUAUAUAAAUAGAUAUCAUUUCGUGUACAGGCUAUUACUCCAACAGUUUUCUGCGUAGAGUUUUAAUUUUUGGUGGAUACAUGUAUACACAGAUGACGAUGUGUCGCAACUCACAUUUUGACCAUUUCUGCAUUUGUCAUGGUUACCAGAUUGCCAUUUCCCUAUGUAUACUAUAUAAAUAGAUAUCAUUUCGUGUCCAGGCUAUAACUCCAACAUUUUUCUGCGUAGAGUUUUGAUAUUUGGUGGAUACAAACAUACGCAUAUGACAAUGUGUCGCGACUCAAAUUUGUUCAUUUUCACUGUUGUCAUGGUUACCAGAUCGCCAGUUUCCCUAUAAGUACUGUAUAAAUAGAUAUGAUUUCGUGUCCGGUCUAUAACUCCAGCAGCUUUCCACACAGAGUUUCAAUUUUUGGUUGAUACAUAGGUGCACUGGUGACGAUGUGUCACGAAUUACAUUUCUACAUUUUUGCAGUUGUCAUGGUAACUAGAUAGCCAUUUUCCUUAUAUAUACUUUAUAAAUAGAUUAGAUUUUCGUGUCCGGGCUACAACUCCAACUCUUUUCAGCAGUUCGCAGGGAAUGCCUCAUAUCCCAUGUAUAAUGUUUUAUUUGGUUACUUGAAAAGCUAGGCUACCCUCGGAGACUUUUCCCGUGUAAAGUGGAGGUCAAUUUAAGGGUGUGCGUUUCCUGAAGAACUUUCCUGUGACAUACAUGUACAGAUAUGCAUGCCACAGCCACUUUGGUUUGUAAAUUGUCUUCAACAAAUAUAAAAACUAAAUAUAAAGGUCUGUAAGAACCUAUAAUGGUUCAUGUGUAAUAUUGUAUUGACGGAUAUUGGCCAAUAUGGUCAAAUAAAACGAGGAACUCAGGUAGAUGAAAUUAUAUAUGGAACAUCCC